Molecule: messenger RNA, 5656 nt
Organism: Anolis carolinensis (green anole)
Lineage: Eukaryota; Metazoa; Chordata; Lepidosauria; Squamata; Anolidae
Gene: col16a1
Product: collagen type XVI alpha 1 chain
Exons: 70
Coding region: 547-5406 (1619 amino acids)
Source: RefSeq, a predicted model, not a curated record
UUUUGUUCCUGUCCCAGCUGGGCUCGAUUAAGCUCUCUUGGCAUUCCGGCACGUUUGAGAGCUGCUCACUUCCAGCUCAGGGGCCUGGCGGAGGAACCGCUCUUCUCUGUCACAAAGUCAGCCUCGAGCUUGGAGGGAAAGGGGGAGAGAUCUCCAUCUCUCCACCUCAGCAGCAGGGACAGCCGGAGAAAGCGUGUCUGGAGGGCGGGAGAAGAAAAGUCUCCCAAAAAAAAGACCCAGUUCCUUGGAGAUGCUCCAAACUUUCUAAGGACUUCAUUGAAAUUAACUCGGCAGCUUGGAACCAGCUCUCCCCUGCCCUCCUUCCCUCCUUUCUUCUUCCUUUCUUCACUUGGGACCCAGACGGACACAUUAGAAAGAAGAGGAGAAGUUCCAAACAUCUCCAAAAGUUUGGAGGUUGACAGAUCCAAGAGCGGAUAGUUCCCUCCACUACGUGAAGGAUACAUUUUGCUCCCCAUCCUUGGAAACAUCAUGGCCAGCUGUGUGUAGUACCUCCGACAGGUGUAUCCAUACCAUCCAAGACUCACCAUGAGAAGAACCGGGUUUCCCAUUGUGUGCUUAUUUGGCAUCUUCUUUGGCAUCUGCAGCGGAGGAAAACUGCUUUCGUUUCCAGAAGUGGAGAAAUGCCCACAAUUGCAGAAGGAGGGUCUUCGCUUGGACCAGAGCAGCGAGGAAUAUGUUAAUAUAACUGGAUUCAAUCUCAUUAAGCGGUUUGCUCUCCUGAAAACGCCGGCCAUUAAGAAAAUCCGCAACCCCAAAGGCCCGCUGAUCCUGCGGCUGGGCAGCACCCCUCUCGUUCAACCCACAAAACAGCUGUUCCCCUUGGGCUUGCCCGAUGAAUUCACCUUGGUGAUCACCCUACUCUUGAAGAAGCAGACCACCAAAGAAAACUGGUACCUCUUCCAGGUUACUGAUCGGCAUGGAUACCCACAGCUCUCCCUGGGCAUCAACAGCAAAGAGCGCAACCUGGAGUUCCAGGCCAAGGGCCAGGAUGAAGAGUUCGUCAGUGCCGUCUUCACAGGCAAAGGGGUGUCCUCUAUUUUUGACCUCAAGUGGCACAAGAUGGUCCUCAAUGUCCAAAACCAAGUGGUUUCGGUCCACAUUGACUGCAGCUACAUCUCGUCCAAGCCGUUGAGGCCUCGCCGGCAGCUGAUCACCGAAGGGAAUUCAUUUGUUGGACUGGAUGCUGUCCAGGGUGCUCCCGUCUCGAAACUUAUUUGGUUUUGCCUCUUUGUUUUCCAGUUUGACAUCCAGCAGCUACACAUCUACUGCGACCCAGCCAUGGCCAUGCACGAGGGAUGCUGUGAGGUCUCUGACAAUGGGUGCUUCCCGGAAGUUUCCAAAACACGCCGGGAUGUGGAAGUCAUGCAGAGCAACGACCUGAUCGAGAUCAACCCCCAGACAGAAGGGAAAGUCUACACGCGUUGUUUCUGCUUGGAGGAACCUCAGAGCAAGCAGGAGCUGACUGCAGCUGGGAAGGUUGCUGUGAAAGGUGACCAAGGAACAACAUGUCCCCCGUGUCUGCAGAGGUCGCCGCAUGCAAAUGACACAUUGGGUCCUGUAGGGCUAAAGGGUGGGAAAGGUGAGCGUGGACCACCAGGGAACUAUGGGUCCAAAGGGGAAAAAGGCGACCGGGGUGCUGACUGUGUCCGAAUCUCACCGGAAGCCCCUUUGAAGUGUGCCGAAGGUCCGAAAGGGGAGAAGGGAGAGCGAGGAGAAAAGGGGCCUUCAGGAUUGGCUGGGAGCACUGGGCAGAAGGGACAGAAAGGAGAGAAGGGUGAAUUUGGAAUUCAAGGCAAAACAGGAAGCCCAGGACGUGAUGGUCGACCUGGGGAGAUCUGUGUGGUGGGACCCAAAGGCCAGAAGGGUGACCCAGGAUUUGUUGGUCCUGAAGGGCUUGCUGGGGAACCAGGACCCCCUGGAAAACCUGGUCCUCCUGGAGCCGGCCUUCCAGGAAAACCGGGUGACCCGGGCGGACCCCCAGGUCCCAAAGGAGAGAAGGGAUGGUCUGGACCUCCAGGGCCUGGCGGUUCAACCGGGAAGCCAGGAAAACCAGGAGUUCCUGGCUUUAAAGGAGACAAGGGUGACCCGUGUGAGGUGUGUCCCACUAUCCCUGAAGGACUUACCAAUGUGGUCGGCCUCCCUGGGAAAACUGGACCCAAAGGAGAACCUGGGCCUCCAGGGAAACCUGGCAAAGUGGAGAAGGGCGGAAGUCCAGGCCCCAAAGGCGACAGGGGCGAUCCUGGAAUCCAGGGGAACAAAGGAGAGAAGGGUGAAGGCUGUCUCUCGUGCAACCUCGCAGCAUCGUCACUGCAAUCUCCAGGGAAAGGAGGACCCAAAGGAGAACCUGGCGCUCCAGGGACUGGAAUUCCUGGACUUCCUGGCAAAGCUGGACCUCCGGGACUGGCUGGAACCAAAGGCGAAAAAGGUGAUACUGGACCUAUAGGACCCAUGGGCAAGCCUGGAUUCCGUGGGGACAAAGGAGACAGUGGGAACUCUGGAACCAAAGGCGAGAAGGGAGAGCCUUGCAGAGAAUGCUCCAGUGCUUAUCUAGAAAGCGAGAAGCCCACCAUCGCCAUCCCAGGGCCUCCCGGGGAGAGAGGCGAACAAGGUCCUCCUGGUGUUGGACUUCCAGGAAAACCGGGGAAACCUGGAGAAUUUGGAAUGAAAGGGCAGAAGGGUGAUGCAGGAAACCCAGGUGAUCCCGGAACACCAGGUACAUCAGGUUUUCCGGGUCUUUCUGGAGAACCUGGUGUCAGGGGACCAUCUGGAGCCAAAGGCGAAAAGGGAGAAGCUUGCGACUCCUGCCCCAUCCUUACCGGAGACUCAUCUGGUGCCAUUGCCAUCCCAGGAAAACCUGGCCCUAAAGGAGAUCGUGGACUUCCAGGUGUGGGGCAGCCCGGCAAACCUGGAAAACCAGGACUUCCAGGAAUUCAAGGACCUCCCGGCUUGAAAGGGCUGCAAGGAGACCCAGGUCCUCCUGGAAAAGGGAUUCAAGGCCCAGAUGGAGAACCAGGAGAGAAAGGGGCACCAGGAAGCCAUGGAAUUCCAGGACCUCGAGGCCCCCCAGGAAAUGCCGGUGAAAAAGGUGCCAAGGGCUCCCCAGGUCCUAAAGGUGCCAUAGGACCUGCAGGCGCCAGUGUCACCGGCCCACCAGGUCCUGAAGGUCCAAGAGGCCUCCCAGGAGCACCUGGCAACAAUGGUUUAAUGGGUGAAAAAGGAGCCAGGGGUGAGAAGGGAGACUCUGGAGAAUGCAGCUGCCAACCUGGUUCCCGGGCGGACCCCAAUAUGGUUGGCCUUCCGGGUGCUCCAGGACUGUGGAUCGGGACUUCCUGGCAGCCUCAGCCAGGCCCUCAGGGACCGCCAGGGGCCCCCGGACCACCAGGACCCCCAGGAGCUCCAGGAAGACAGCUCCAUGAACCACUGGCUGCUGAGAGCGUUGAUGUCCUAAAGCACAUUUGUGGAGAUUGCGCCCAGAUCCAGGCGUUCCAAGUUCCCAAUGGCGUCAAAGGCGAAAAGGGUGACCAAGGCAUGCCUGGAGCUCCGGGUAUUGAGAACUGUGCACGGUGCUUUGCCCAAUUCCCCAGAGCAGAAGAGGCUCGGGGUGACAGAGACACUGACGAAGAGUGUGCUGGAAGUCCUGGCCUUCCUGGUUUACCUGGUGACAGAGGAGAGCAGGGACCACCAGGUUCAAGAGGUUCUCCAGGACCCCCUGGACCGGCUGGCCCCCCAGGUUUUCCUGGAACACCUGGUGCACCUGGAUUACCUGGUCUCCAAGGGGAACGUGGACCAUCUGGGAUCCCGGGAUCCAAGGGAGAAUCGGGUCCUCCAGGUCAGCCAGGAUAUCCUGGGGCCAUGGGCCCACCUGGUCUCCCUGGUGCUAAAGGAGAAAGAGGAUAUGUAGGGCCAUCGGGAGAGAAAGGAGAAUCGGGUCCUCCAGGUUUGGAUGGCCCUAUAGGUCCAAUAGGACCACCGGGUCCAAGGGGAGAGCGAGGCCUGCCAGGCAGCGGAGGUGAAAAAGGCGAACAGGGAUUUCAAGGCCAACCUGGUUUCCCAGGACCACCGGGGCCUCCAGGUUUCCCAGGCAAGGCGGGACCAUCUGGACCUCCAGGACCUCAGGCAGAAAAGGGUAGCGAAGGGAUGCGUGGUCCUCCCGGGAUGAGCGGCCCACCGGGAUCUGCAGGACCUCCAGGAAUGCAAGGUCCACCUGGUUUGGAUGGACUAGAUGGAAAGGAUGGAAAACCAGGCCUACGGGGUGACACUGGACCUGCAGGACCUCCAGGAAGGAUGGGACCUCCAGGCUUCAAAGGAAAAACAGGACAUCCUGGCCUCCCUGGACAAAAGGGUGACUGUGGCAAUCCAGGACCCCCGGGCAAUACGGGCCGAACGGGAGCUGAGGGAGAGCCAGGCCCGAUGGGACCCCAAGGCAGGCCAGGUCCUCCUGGACAUCUUGGUCCUCCUGGAAGCCCCGGCCAACCUGGCCCAGCUGGUCUUUCCGGAGUGGGGCUGAAAGGAGAAAGAGGUCCUUCUGGAGAAAGAGGCCUUGCUGGGAUCCCAGGCCAACCAGGGCCACCUGGUCACCCAGGACCACCGGGUGAGCCAGGCUCGGAUGGACAAGUAGGCAAAGAGGGCUCACCAGGAAAGCCAGGCCCUAUCGGACCAACUGGGCCAAAGGGAGAUCAUGGAUCUGCAGGGGAGAGAGGGCACCCUGGAGAAAGAGGCAGACCUGGGAUGCCAGGAGGGCCUGGGAAGAGUGGGGAAAUGGGCCCCAUUGGACCCCGGGGUCCUGCUGGAGAGAGAGGUCAAGCUGGCCCUCCUGGACCCUCAGGGAGCCCUGGGAGCCCAGGAUUGCCUGGGACAAUGGGAGAUGUUGUCAAUUAUGAUGAAAUCCGGAGGUUCGUCAGGCAAGAGCUGAACAAAAUGUUUGAUGAACGAAUGGCGUAUUACACUUCCCGGAUGCACCUCCCGGUAGAAGUGGCUGCCCAACCGGGAAGACCGGGACCCCCUGGUAAAGACGGCAUUCCCGGGCGGCCAGGACCUCCUGGCUCCCCAGGAAUACCGGGACAAAUUGGAAGAGAAGGACGGCAAGGUGUCCCCGGAAUGAGAGGUGAGCCUGGAACCAAAGGAGAAAAGGGAGACAAAGGGAUUGGAAUCAUGGGCGAAACUGGACUUCCAGGUCCUCCAGGGAUCCCAGGACCGCCAGGCUAUGGGAAAGUGGGUCUUCCAGGGCCGAUGGGACAGCAAGGGAUCCCAGGUAUACCAGGGCCACCGGGUCAGUCAGGAUCCCCUGGAAAAGCCGGUCACUGCAACCCUUCAGAUUGCUUUGGCAUGAUGCCCUUGGAGCAGCCGAUGUACCAACCCAAGAACAUGAAGGGGCCUUUAGGCUGAAGACCCAAUUUCUUCCAGAAAGAAAGCAAAAGAAAGAACUCCAUUGAGAACAUCUGUCCUCACAACUAGCCAUGAAUAAUAAUUAUUAUUUUUCAUUGCUGUUAAUAUUUUGACUAUAUAUAUAUAUAUUUUCCUCCUGAUGUCAUUUUUUAAAAAAAGAAAUAACACAACAGCACAAGGGCCUGCGUAUGUAUAUGUGUGUUUAUGUGUCUGAGAGAGUGAAAGAGAUUAAACCAAGUUUGGUAUUUUC